This is a messenger RNA of Fusarium redolens, 1473 nucleotides long. RefSeq lists its product as uncharacterized. Gene Ontology annotation, biological process: rRNA processing. Bases 230 to 1057 code for a protein of 275 amino acids. The record is from RefSeq and is a predicted model, not a curated record. NCBI's taxonomy places the organism in Eukaryota, Fungi, Ascomycota, Sordariomycetes, Hypocreales, Nectriaceae. The transcript is spliced from 2 exons. Gene Ontology annotation, molecular function: snoRNA binding.
UUCAUACAUCUUGAAGAGCUUAAUCAACAACAUUUCACAACCAGAUCCAGCUCAGUGUGCUAGUCUCAUACUUUGAUUGAAAAUCUUGAAGUCUCAGAAUCCCCGUCUUAUCUUGAUUUCUGGCAUUUUAUUGUUCAGCGGCCGAAAAGCAUCAGCAUCCUGAGCCAGCUUUCUUAAGCCCAUUCUUCCCAUUCACCACAAGCUGUUCAUCAGCUACAAAUACUCGAAGAUGGCACCUCAAACGCGCAAGAGAAACUACAACCAAAGUACAACAAAAGAUACAUCUGUUGACAAAACGACGUCAGAAGAAAAACGCAAGCUGCCUGUAAGAGCCAAGGACGGUGACUCCAGUGACGGUGCGAAGCCAACUUUAACGGAAUCAAAGGGUACCAAGGUGGUUUUUGGAGAUGAUGACAAUGAUAACUCGGCGCCUGCUCCUAUUGUGGUUUCAAAACCUGCUGUGCCGGUAGAGGAGGAAGACGAGGAAGACGACAGCGACGAUGAAGCGCCCGAGGCCGUAUCAACUUCCAAGGUGGCGUCUGAUAUCAAGAAAUCCAACCAAGCAGCUCAGAAAGCAGCCCAGGAGGAGGCUGCUGCACAGAAGCGCAAGCGUCGGGAACGCGAUGAUUUCUUCAAGCAGCAAGCUGAAGAACGCAAGAAAUUGGAGGAGCAAGAGAAGGCUGAGGGAAAUGAAGAAGUUUCCGUCAAAGAGGAGCCUGCUCAGUCGCUCAUCCAACAAAGCAAAACAGAGAAAGCGGCCAACCUGUUACCCGCCGAGUUUUUGACAGAUUCCAGUGAGGACGAGGCCGACGGGGUUGAUGAUCAACCAGAGGAGCGUCCAAGGAAACGUCGUGUUGCCACUGUGGAAAGAAGCCUUGCCCGUCAGGAAAGGGGACCUAAGGAUGAGCGGGUAGGCUCAACUGUCUACCGCGUUGCCAACAAGACGGAUGAGAGAAUGACACCUAAGUUGAAGAAGCAUGCAAAGAGCUCUAAAGAUAUUCUCUUGAAGAGAAACCGGAGUGUCACGAAGCAACGGUCUGGUUUCUUCGUCAGGUAGAAGAACAACCAAGUGUCAGUUCUUUGCCCAUGUCAGUUCAAUACCAUAAUAUCAUCUAAGAGCUGUUAUGCUCAAAACACUACAAACAUCUUGUUCAGACAGCAAUUCGUUCAGAUAUCCUUGGUAGUAGUUACGACGCGUCCAUCAACAAGAUAAGCUAUAGUUUAGAAACGUAUAGUGAUCUUUACCAUGUCGUGGAGAGUUUUACGUUACAGUUAUAUACAUACUUGAAGACCACUUUGCUCGGCGAAACAGAUAUCCGUACUAUCACCAACAGUUAUUGUCACAAAAUCGAGCCCCAUUCAUCGUGUGAUACCAUUUGCCUUGAAAAGCCUAAUGCCCUGGACCAUGACCAGAGUAUGUAUGAGUCUCAAGACGCGACCUGCAAGCCGAAGCUAGGGCCGCAUCAAACCCAU